UUUACUGAUUUUUUUCAUUCUUGACGAGGGAAAACAUCUUACAGGUCUGUGUAAUGAGAAAAGAAGUUAUAACCGUUCAAUGGAACUACUUCAAGUAAUUUUGUUAUCCCACACGCCAGUGAGUGAUUAAAUGGAAAAGAGUCUUCGGGUAAGCAAGAAGACAAGCUUUUGUUUGAGGGUGAAAACAUGAGUGAAAGCUUGAAUAGGGCUGACAGAAAUGGAAAAUCUGAAGCUGAUAUAGAUGUUAACCGAAAGGAAAAUAAGUUUUUAGAACCGCAUAAAAAAACAACAAAAACACCAUUGAAGCAGCAAUCCUCUACCUCACAUUCAAUAUUAGGAGCAAUCAGGUCAGAAUUGAGUACCAUGACAACUCCAACAAAACUUCAGGACACCACUGUUGGAGAACCAUGGACUCCUACUGCGAAUCUGAAAAUGUUAAUCAGUGCUGCUAGUCCAGAGAUCCGGAACAGAGAAAAGAAGAGGGAAUUGCUUGUGGAUGAAGACCAUACUUCCGAGGCAGUUGAGAAUUUACAGAAUCAAUUAUCUGGGGAAGAAUUUCAUCCGAGUCGUAAAGAGAAGAGUCUGGGUUUGUUGUGCUACAGAUUCUUGGCACGGUAUCCUGACUAUCCAAAUCCUGCAGUGAACAAUGAUAUUUGCUUGGAUGAAGUAGCAGCAGAGCUGAAUGUUGAACGUCGACGUAUCUACGAUAUUGUGAAUGUUCUAGAAAGCUUACAUAUGGUGAGUCGCCUUGCCAAGAAUCGAUAUACGUGGCAUGGCCGUCAUAAUCUCACUCACACACUAGGAACAUUGAAAAAUGUUGGUGAAGAUCAAAAAUAUGCAGAACAAAUGUUGCACAUUAAGAAGAAAGGAUUUGAACUGCAUGAGACAUUUGUAAAAGAGCCACUACGUGAACAAAAUUCUGCUAACAAAGGUGAAGUGAAGCCCAAGGAGAUGUACUUUGUGGAACUCCCUGGAAUGGAAUUUCGAGCAGCCUCAGUGAAUGGGCGGAAGGAUAAAUCCCUGAGAGUAAUGAGUCAGAAAUUUGUCAUGUUAUUCCUGGUAUCAAAGCCACGAGUGGUUAGCCUUGACACUGCUGCUAAAAUCCUAAUUGGUGAUGACCAGAAGGUGGAUUUGGAUCAUAGCAAAUUUAAGACUAAAAUAAGGCGACUCUACGAUAUAGCCAAUGUUCUCACCAGCCUUGAACUUAUAAAGAAAGUGCACGUAACAGAGGUGAGAGGACGGAAGCCAGCUUUUAAAUGGAUAGGACCAGAGGCAUUUCCAGAUGUAAAUGAUGUGAAGCCUAUUACACUGACUACCUCAAUUGUAAAUAAUACUCCAUCACCUAAGAUUUCAAAAGAAACACUUGUCAAAAAUCUUUUCCCUGCAUCUACCACCAAGCAAAGUUUCACUCGACAUGCAUCUUUAAACCACUUGAUGCCAAACAUUGGGAAUGAUCAGAGGAGAAUCAGCUCUGCACCGAGUAGCCCAGUUGGGAAAACAUGUGGUGAUUGGGAUAAACCUGGAUUAUAUCCCAGUAAAAUGGACCAACUUGCAACAAUCUGUAAACUUCAGUUGGAGGCACAAUCCAAGAAGAAUGACAGUAAACUCACAACCUCGCCAUCAGAAACCUCUUCCUCACAAGAGCACUCAAAACUUGAUAAGUUCCCUGGACUUGUAGAACAAACUCAACGUACUGGAGUUAAUUCGGUACUCCCUCAGGUUAAACCCACAUUUCAGCCUCUUGGAGUCUAUCCUUUGGUUCACAGACAGUAUUCCUCUGUUUUACCAGUGGUGUUACCUCAAUGCCACUCUGGUGGAUCUUAUACAAUUUAUUUGCAACCUGCACAACCAAGGAACCUGACUGCACCCUCUUCUGGCUCCGCUGUACCAUCUAUAUCCCUUGCCACUGAGAAACACAUUUCGAGUCCAAAUAAUUCAAACUCAAGAAUCCACACCAGUAAAAGGACUGCUGAGAUGUACGCUGAUGCAUCAGGUACAGGUUACAAGGACCAAAGUAGAAAAGCGGCCAAAUGUGAUACUCUCCCUGACCAGUGUCUGAAACAACCUUCCAAGCAUGACCUUAGUGAAGUUUGGAAUUCCAAAAAUUUCAAGGAAGCAGUCAAGAAAGAGAGCCAGCCAGAGAAGGAAACUGUUUUAUUGAGGGGCCAAUCACCAAAUAAAGAUCAGCUUUUUGAGGUUCACCAAGCAAGGCUGAAGGCCCGUAGAGCCUUGAUGACAACUCGGCCUUCCCCUAGGGCCCUACAUCUUGACCCAGAGUUCAUCAACGCUCCUGAAGAUAAGAGUCUUGGUUCAGAAAAACUAGAGCACAGUGUUGAAUGUUUUCUUGAGAAUGAAGAGAAGUGUGGGAUUGUUUUGUCAGAAGGACAAGCUGCCAUGGUCAAAAAUGUUCCAGUGGCAUUUGCGUUUCCUGCCCAUCUUUGUUCAGUCCCCGAGACUUUAAUGCCAUCAGGAUAUCUCAUCCCAUUGCCACAGCAAUCAUCUUGUAGUAACUCAAGUGAUAGAUCUCCUGAAAUGAAAGACAAUUCCGUGUCCUCGCCUGAGCAACAGCUUUAUCAUUCGCCAUUAUCAGGCAUUACACCAAUGACAACUUCGGAUUUUUCCCCUGCCAAUUUACCUGCCACUCACAUCACCCCUUUGAAAUUGCCUUGUCCAAUGGCUGUUCCAUCUUCAGUUGCCUCCCUUCCUGUUGUGAGCCAAGCCAACGCAUCAUCUUUCACUUCUUCAAGUCAUCAUUUUCCUAGUCACAGUCCCAGCCCAGGAAUUCUGAAUUUCACACUGCAGAAUCUUGGUUUAAUCAAUCCAGGAAUGCAGUUUUCGGUGAAUCAAGGACCUUCAAUGACAACUGCUUCCCCAGAACAAGCUGGUUCUCUCACAGCACACACAAAUCUUCAACAUGGAAAGAUGAUCUUUGUUAAGCCAGUAUCUCCUCAUCACCAGUCUGUAGCACUGAUCGGUCUACCACAGCCCAGUAUGCCAGCUACAGCUGAGGAUGCUCAGUCUAUCAGUAGGGAGAAUUUCUUCCGUACGCCAGGACGUCCAUCAUCUUCCAUCCUAUCAUCAGUAUCUACUGUUAUGUCCAAUGGCAAUGGCAAUUGUCCUCAAGGAACUGUGCACCUUCCUCAACGAAAGCUCAAAGUCUGCACUGAAGAAUUUCAAUGACUUUGAAAUGGUCUGUUUAUUAUAAAAAUUAAUGCAUUACUAGGCUAAGAACAAAUCUCAGUCGAUUCUAAACGUGUAACACGUAAUUUGCGUUAAGUGCAUUUUUUGUUACCUGGUGGUGCAUAUUGCUCUAAAGAAUUGUAUUUGAAAAGUUUACAUUGUACCAAUGUGACUGUUAACAAUAGACAAGAGUUAACUAAACCAUGAUCUUCUGCCUCAGCAGAAUAAAACCAGUAUGAAAUCAUAUUCAUAGAAAGUAAUGUGUUUAAACAUAGCAAAAAUUACAAGUAAUAUUCACUUUGCACACAAGACAUGAAACAUAUUAGGAUGAAUUCUAUCCUAUCUAGAAGUUGGUUUAUUAUGUUGGUGUAUGAGUGGUAUAACCAUUUGCACACUUGAACUUGUGGAUUCCAUGAAUAUCUUCCAAAAGGAAUAACAUACUUGUCAUAGAUGAAUAUAUAGUAUUGAGUCUCCUCCUCCAUUGAGAACACUAGCUGGUAAUAGUUACUUCACAACUUGGUCUGUUGGAAAUCAAGAUGAAACUAAACAUCUGAUUGGAGGUGAAAAAUGGUAUGGCUGUACUUGACAAACAUGAUAAUCCAUUGGAAAAAAAUACAAGUACUGUAACUUGUACAUAAUGCUAUAUUUAUAUUACAUUAAAGCAUUAAUUUUAAAUGGAAUUUAAUUUCAAAUUGGUAUACUUAUUCAAUUGUCUCUUGUAAAACCAGCCUGCACAGGUACUGUGAACUGUAGAAAGUCAUAGGUUUGUUAUGAUUU
Hypanus sabinus (Atlantic stingray) is the source of this 3957-nucleotide messenger RNA. It is a transcript of the gene e2f8, whose product is annotated as E2F transcription factor 8. The record is from RefSeq and is a predicted model, not a curated record. Bases 187 to 3180 code for a protein of 997 amino acids. NCBI's taxonomy places the organism in Eukaryota, Metazoa, Chordata, Chondrichthyes, Myliobatiformes, Dasyatidae. Gene Ontology annotation, molecular function: RNA polymerase II cis-regulatory region sequence-specific DNA binding; DNA-binding transcription factor activity, RNA polymerase II-specific. Gene Ontology annotation, cellular component: RNA polymerase II transcription regulator complex. Gene Ontology annotation, biological process: regulation of transcription by RNA polymerase II. The transcript has 14 exons.